Messenger RNA from Zingiber officinale, 1540 nucleotides. Its product is annotated as NAC domain-containing protein 43-like. Gene Ontology annotation, biological process: regulation of DNA-templated transcription. The coding region runs from base 160 to 1275 and encodes 371 amino acids. The record is from RefSeq and is a predicted model, not a curated record. The transcript is spliced from 3 exons. NCBI's taxonomy places the organism in Eukaryota, Viridiplantae, Streptophyta, Magnoliopsida, Zingiberales, Zingiberaceae. Gene Ontology annotation, molecular function: DNA binding.
CGUUAAUUAAUUUCAGCGCUACAUAAAUAAGCUUGAUGAUCGGCCACUGUCUUCCCCCCAUCGCUCCCUCGCCCUGCCCCUUUAGCUUCCUCCUAAUUUCUCCUGUUCUUGCCUCCUUUAAUCAGUUAAUUAGUCCUAAUUAAUAUAUAAUUGGAGAUCAUGAGCACGAUCCAGGUGAACGGGCAGUCUGUCGUUCCACCGGGCUUCCGUUUCCACCCCACAGAGGAGGAGCUCCUCUCCUACUACCUCCGCAAGAAGGUCUCCUCCCAGAAGAUCGACCUCGACGUCAUCCGCGACGUCGAUCUCAACAAGCUCGAGCCAUGGGACAUCCAAGAGAAGUGUAGGAUCGGGUCGUCGACGCCACAGAGCGACUGGUACUUCUUCAGCCACAAGGACAAGAAGUAUCCUACUGGCACCCGCACGAACCGCGCCACCGCCGCAGGCUUCUGGAAGGCCACCGGCCGCGACAAGCUCAUCUACUCCGCCGCCCACCGGAUCGGAAUGAGAAAGACGCUAGUGUUUUACAAAGGCCGCGCCCCCCAUGGCCAGAAGUCCGACUGGAUCAUGCACGAGUACAGGCUAGAUGAACACCCCCAAGAUCUCGUCCACAUCGGUGGCGCAAUGGGAGAAUCGACGACGAAUCACCCAAUCAGUGAUCAUAACCAAGAUGAAGGUUGGGUAGUGUGCCGGGUGUUCAAGAAGAAGAACAUGCACCACCACCACCACAAGUCCAGCAUCGACGCCGGCGCCAACAACUCUUCCUCGGCUACUAGUCGCUGCGAUGACGGCGGCGGCGCAUUGGAUCAGAUUCUCCAAUUCAUGGGUACUAGACCGUGCAAGUGGGAACGCGGUACGAUCAGCUGCAGUCGUAGCGGCGGCGUUGGCGAUCGCCGCCCCAGGGACACCGCCGGCGGCGGGCUGCUGGAGAUGUUCAUGAAGCUACCGGCGCUCGAGAGCCCCAACAUCAAUAAUAACCCCUACUGCAGCUUUGUUCCUGUAGAUGGAUCAUGCAGCACGAAGGCCGUGGAGGAGGAGCCGAUCAGCGGAGACUGGGCUGCGUUCGACCGGCUGCUUGCCUCGCAACUCGACGGCAGCACAAAUGGCGCCGGGGAGGCAGGCUGCUUCGGGUUCGAGAUCGACUCAUCUUCCGGCUGCGGAACACUUGUGGAGGAGAAUGAGGAGGAUGUGUACCGUCCACGAGGGGAUGGCGAUCUGUGGAGCUUGACCAGGACAACGUCGGCGAUGUCAGACAACAUGAGCGGUGCCUCCCGGUAGAAAGAACGGCCGUCCGGCCGGCCGGCUCACAAAUCAGAGGAAGUGGAACGGAAAUUUAACACAAAAUUAGAGCGAGCGAUUGGGAAAUUUUAUUCUAGCAGAACCAACAUUCCAUCAAAAAUUAAUUAAAUAAUAAUUUCAUGUCGAUCGAUCACGAUAUGGAGUGUGCAUUCAGCAGUGUAUUGUGUGAAUAUAUGGAAUGGUACUAAUGAUGUAUAUAUACGCACGUGCAUGUUAAUUAUAUGAUGAAUGAAUGACGACACUA